This is a messenger RNA of Poecilia reticulata (guppy), 1201 nucleotides long. It is a transcript of the gene srpx, whose product is annotated as sushi-repeat containing protein X-linked. The record is from RefSeq and is a predicted model, not a curated record. Lineage: Eukaryota; Metazoa; Chordata; Actinopteri; Cyprinodontiformes; Poeciliidae. Gene Ontology annotation, biological process: phagolysosome assembly.
UCUGGAGCAAGAGGCGGGCUCUUUGGAAAAAAGCAGGAAUGCGCUGAGAGUUUUCCUUGCAAGCUGUCCUCCUCCUGCCUGCACGUUAAAACUCGCCCGUCCUGACAUGGAGCUGUGGCCACUGGCUCUCCUGCUCGUCCAGUUCUGUCUCUGCUCCGGAUAUGAAGGGUCAGGGCACUAUGGUUACGGAGACGACGAGGACUGGUAUUCUCGUAGAUAUAAAGGAACCCCGUGGUGCGCGCCCAUUAAGCUGAAGCACGGUGACUCGAGCUGCCGCACGCCCAGAGGAGAGCACUACAGGAACGUGAUGGGGACGAGGUGUAAAAUCCGCUGCAAAAGGGGUUACGAAUCCCAGAAUACGGAGGUGGUGUGCAUGGCCAGCAAGCACUGGUCCUCCAACUACGCUUGUCGGGAGAUCCGCUGCCCAAAGCUCAAUAUGCUGGCUAACGGAGGCUACAAAUGCUCGGACGGCUCCUACUACAACUCUCGCUGCGAGUUCUUCUGUUCUGCUGGAUAUUCCAUGAAAGGCCAGAAAACAUCCGUCUGCCAGUACAACAAGGUGUGGAGCGCUGGAGUCCCCACAUGCAUCGAUAUUGAUCCCCCGAAAAUCAAGUGUCCCAAUGUCAAGGAUAAGUGGGCAGAACCAGGAAAACUGACGGCGAGGGUGACUUGGGACACACCUGAGGGCGUCGACACUGCAGACGGCAUCCUCACAGAUGUGACCCUGAAAGGGAAACCACCGAAAUCCGACUUCCCAGAAGGCCUUCAUAAGAUGUCCUACAGCGUGUUUGACCGGGCCGGGAACAAAGGGUCCUGCCGCUUCACCAUCAGAGUGCGAGUACGUCGCUGCAGCCCCCUGUUCCCUCCAGACAACGGCUACAUGAAGUGCGACAGUGACGGAGACAACUACGGCGCUACUUGUCACUUCUCCUGCACCGGCGGCUUCGAGCUGCAGGGCAGCGCCGCCAGAGUGUGUCAGUCUGGACUCUCCUGGUCUGGUUUAGACACAACGUGUGCACCCAUGAACAUAAAUGUGGGGGUGCGUUCGGCCGCGGCGCUGCUGGACCAAUUCUACGAGAAGCGGCGGCUCCUCAUUAUCUCGGCGCCGACGGCUGCCAAUCACAAUUACCGUUUCCAGAUGACUAACCUGCAGGUGAGGCACGACUCGGGCGUGCACACACACUCACACACACGCACACAC